This is a messenger RNA of Ostreococcus tauri, 5034 nucleotides long. RefSeq names its product Quinonprotein alcohol dehydrogenase-like superfamily. Gene Ontology annotation, molecular function: protein binding. The coding region runs from base 1 to 5034 and encodes 1677 amino acids. NCBI's taxonomy places the organism in Eukaryota, Viridiplantae, Chlorophyta, Mamiellophyceae, Mamiellales, Bathycoccaceae. Gene Ontology annotation, cellular component: Cul4-RING E3 ubiquitin ligase complex; nucleus. Gene Ontology annotation, biological process: protein ubiquitination. The transcript has 2 exons. The record is from RefSeq and is a predicted model, not a curated record.
AUGGCGCGCGGCGAUGAGCACCGCGACGCCGACGCCGAGACCUCGGGGCGGUCGACGCGCGCGGGCGAGGACGCGGACGCGCGCGCGCGCGAUGAGACGAACGCGCGGCGGCGGGCGGCGAACGAUGCGGCGACGGUGAUCGAUGAACGGUGGCGAGCGAUGUGCGCGCACGCGCGCAUGGACGCGAACGAACGCGCGCGAGGGUUUCACGCGCUGGCGGACGCGAUCGAACGGGCGGAGAAGUCGUUCGAGGACGCGAGAGGGGCGGAGGCGAGCGCGCGUCGGGCGCAGGACGGCGGGACGAAGCGGGCGGACGCGUUGCCGAGCGAACGGGAGUUCAUGCCCGCGAUCGUGGAGUACGCGGUGGGGGAGAAGAUGUUUACGUGUGAGUUGCGAGAGCAAGCGGGGGCGAUGCGGGUGUUGCGAGCGUGCGGAUUGGGGAAGCGUUUGCGGGGACAGACGAAUGACAUCUUGGGCGAAGAGGCGACGCGGAGAGACGUGUACGCGAACGUCUUGAGCGAGCUCGCUUUCGGUGGACGCGCGGCAGAGCGAGCGCUUGAGAGAAGAGCGUCCGAGGGAGCGAACGCGGAGGGACCGGCGCGGACGCUGGACGCGAGACGACUAAAGGUGUACGCCAUGGGCGCCUUUGCGUCGCUCCUCGUCACCGACGAAGACGGGGUCUCGAGCGAACACAUCAAGAACGGUGUCAUGGAGGGACUGUUGAAGCCCUUGGUGAAUCUGAUUUGUAAAGAUGGCGCGGGCGUUGAUGCGUGGGAGGUGGAUGAGAAGGACUCGAUGGAUCUGGCGCUCGCCGCCGGCGACGAAUGCCCGAGCGGACUUCAAGCGGGCGACUGCGAACAUCUCCAUCGAGCGUUGAUGCAGGCGCGAUUGAUGUGCGUCGGGGGUAUCGGGGACUACGUCGAGUGUUUCGCCGAGGCGCUGCAGCAUGGGGUGUUGGAACUAUCGAUGCGGCUUUUGACGGGACCGACAGAGUCUGGUUGGCACGAAUCGUACGGAACCGCGCGUCGCUUCAAGUUAGCCGGACACCUCCCCGGAGAUCCCCAGCUUCCCGAAGCGCUCGCCGUGAUCAGUGCAUUUUUGGCGCACAGGAAGUUCGCCAUUACAUUCAUAGAAAACGGCGGCGCCAAGCUCAUGCUGAACGUCCCGCGCGGACCGAUGACGUAUUACAACUUGACGCGCUGCAUGUUCGGCAUCGCGAGCAUCACCACGGCGCUCGAGAGAUUGGUCGCGCCCUCGAUCGAUUUAUCGAGGCGUUACGUGAAGAUGGCGCUUGAGCUCCUUCAGUGCGAUAACGAGUACGCGCGCCGACACGCGGCGCUGUUUCUGACGUUUGCCGUGCAAAUUCCAAUCGUCGUGGUGGCCUUUGACGCAGAGGCUGGUCUCAAACUGGUACUCGACACGCUUCGCACGACGGCUCACAUCGUAACCCACGAAGAGUCUAUGCUCGAAAUGACGACGCCACAGGAGAUCGCGAUGGCCAAGGAGACCGGUGAUCAUGUCAGUUUGCUACUCCGCCAAUACAUGCGAGCGCACUUUGUCACCCACGUCAAAGCCAUCGAGGAAAAGGUUUCGGGUAAAUCCAAGAAAAACGAUGCGCUGAAGAGUAAGACGACUGAUACUGCGGCGAGACGGGCGAUGUUUCGGGCGAUGGACAUCGGACACGACGCGACUGAUCGACUAUUCAGCAUGGUGAGUCGCCAGAAAAGAAUCGCCGCCGUCAUGCAAGCAAAAACGUGGCUCGUGAUUGAAGCCUUUUGCGCGCAGGGAGGACCGAUGGUGUUGUUGGAUCUACUCACGAAGGCUCCAGGCGAGAAGUCACUUCGAGAGUGCGUUUUGGGAUCUCUUAGCGUGCUUAAGCUCGUGACGCUACAUCCGACAGGUCGAGUCGCGACGGCAAAGGCGCACUUUGGAGAGUAUUUUUCAUCGGGUUACAUUCUCAUGGAUAUCAUCGAGUCUGCGGCAGAGGCAGUCGACACCGAGGCUGUCGUUGAAGCGCUUAAAGUUAUUUGCAAUCUCGUCAUCGCGCCUCUAGCGCUUUCCGCAUCAGAACACAAAUCUCAUAAGGAGAAAGCGUCGGUUCCCAUUGGUGGCCCGUUGCAACGAACGCAUAGUGCGGGCGGUAAUCUGACCGUGUUCGAUUACGCGCGCCUCGAAGAGACUUACGUGAAUGGAAGACAGAAUAUUGCGCAAGCUUACGGGGUAAAGGUGUUGCUGAAGUUGCUAUUUAAAACGUCCAAGGUGUUGCCGCAGCCAUCGAUGAAUAUUUCACGCGCGCUUUGCUGUCGCGUACUCCUGGGGCUCACGAGAGAUCAAUCCAUAGCCAACACGCUGCAGACGCUACAAAUAGCUCGCAUGCUAUCAGAACUCGUGAGAGAGACUGGUCUCGGUCGUAGUUCAGCGCUCGAGGAGGAAGUCAUAGUGGACUCUAAGCGUGAGAGUGGGACUGGUUCAGCGGCUACAGUUCAAGCCGCGGCGGCGGAAUUCCAUCGCUGCGCAGUUGAACUCAUCGCUGCCACGGCUGGAUUUGCGAACGUGAAAGCUACCACUCCGGCUGUUGCUUCAGACGCCGCGGCUCCACCGCUCGCGAAACUUGAGCGACACUUGAUUGCGGCGUCGACGAAGGUUCGAUAUCCGCACGAAGAGUUGCUGCUAAUCAUGCACGAGCAUCUCGUUUCUGCUGGAUUGACGAAAACCGCGGCAUCCCUCGUGAAUGAGGCGCGACUUGCCCGCCCGGAAACUGGCACAAAUAACGCUCGAUCGUGCGACUCUCCAGCGCCGCGUUUGAAGCUUAACUUCAAAAAUAAGCAGGCUCCGAGCAAGUUGCGCCGGCGCGCUCCGCGGUCCAGAAUGACCGGUGCGGCUCGCGGCAUGCUCGGUAAAGUUGAUGAGCCAUUCACACUUGGCCUUGAUCAAGGACCGUCCGAGACACUCCUCCGCGAACUGAGUGGGGCGGCGAGGACGGUCAUCAAGCAACCGCUAACGCCCACGCUUUCGAAGCGAGGUGUGAAGCGCACGCACUCAACCGAGGAAACGCGAGUGCACUUGGCCGAGGACUUGCGCAAAUCGUUGACAACCCCAACAUUGCAAAGUACGGAGGCAUGCUGCGAUCAUCAGACGCCUUCUCCGGCUGUGAAAGAACGUUUCCAUAAGGAGUUCCCGACACCUGGCGUUCUCGUCGCAGAGGGUCCGCGAGGAGAGACGGGAUGUGGCGUACGUUCUCGCCUUGACUCGAUCUUGACGCAGUAUCUACGUGCGCAACACCGCCAGUGUAGCGCCCCAAUCACGGCAUGUGCUCCAUUUUCGCUGUUGACGCCGCAUCAGUGUCCACAGCCGAAGCGCAGUUUGGAGGCGCCGAGAAACUUGAGCUCUCGUCUUCGACAGCGCGAAUGGACGCGCGCUUCAGGUCUAGAAAUGGGAAUGCGGCGAGCCGAUCGGCACUUCGUAAACAGUAGAUUCAGACCCCUACGAACCUUGCGGACCGACGUCGAUUCUCUUUUCUCAGCGGUGUCAUUCGUGCAUGGAAUAGUCGACCAAGUCGUCGUGGGGACCAAUGAAGGAGAGAUCCAGGUGUUUGACUGCAUUUCAGGAGAGAUUUUGGAGAUCAGUAGCGACGCUAUGCACGGGGGCUCCAUUCGUAAAAUCGUAGCAACCGGUCCAAAGUGUCCAAAGCCGAUGUUCGCCGUGACAUCGGUGCGGGGUAUCUCUCUCUGGAGCCUUCCGAACAGUGACGAGGUACCUGAAAUGAUAUGGGACAAAGACGGAAGAGCCGGAAGACGCGGAUACGGAAUCGCUGUUGACUCGACAGGUUCGACUUUCGCUGUAGGAGCGUUUGACAAAGAUUUAGACAUUAUGGAUACAGAGACGAAGACUGCGAUACGUAGUCUCUCGUGGAAGACGGUGGGCCCACCGCUGAUAUCAAAGAACAACGACGAGCUUUCUUUCUCGCCCAGUGACAACUUGCUUCUGUGGGACGAGACACUAUGGGACGUGCGCAUUCGUGAUGGCCCGCCGAUUCAACGAUUUGAUAGAUUUUCCGAAGCCUCGGGCGCGUGUUUUCAUCCCGGGGGAAAUGAAAUCAUCAUCGGUAGGGAGGUUUGGGAUAUCCGAUCAUCGCGUCUCCUGCGAACCGUGCCUGCGCUCAACCGAGCUGCGCUGAAGUUCAAUCACUCUGGUACCGUCGGCUUGGCUCACAUCUUACACCCACGAAACGAAGAGCUCCUGUGGGGUCUUCGAAAGUGUCAUCAUCCGUACAAACACUCAUUUUGCACGAUAGACGCCAUGGAUUACUCGGACAUUUGUACAGUGGAUGUCACCUACGGCAUGAUUGACGCGUGCUGGGACGUCAGCAGCGACACGUUAUGUGCCACGGUUGAGUACGAUAUCCUGGACACGCACGAAUCGGUUGUUCGCCUUCAUGAGGUCGGAAGACUCAGACUUCGCGAGGACGAGUCCGAUAUGGAGGAAGAUCCGCACGAUAACGGAAUGGGGAUGAUGGAUCGAGAUCUCGCUUCGGAUGACGACGAGUGGGAAGACGCCGAAUGGGGCGACGAAGGCGAAGUCGAUGCGGACGGAAGGCGAACAAUCAACGACGCGCGCGUCGCACGUCAAAUCGCAAGUCUCCGAGAGAUCGCCGGUAUCGACAGGUCUGAGGAAUCGAGCGAAUACGACUCUGAUUUCAUCGACAGCGACGAUGAGGAUAGUGAGGACGAUGACGACGAUAAUCCAGAUCCGUACGCCAGACUUGUUCGCGUCUUGAACAGAGUGAACACAGGCGGCGGCGCGCAGUUCGAAUUCGUCGGGCUACGACCGGGUAGUUUGCUAGAGCGCCGGCGCCUCGCCGCGUCCGAGCGCGAGAGCGAACGCGGCGUCGGACGAGACAUUUCUAACAUCCAGGACGACGGUGACGACGACAAUGCGGACGAGGACGAAGAGGACGGUGAAUACGACUCCGACGCCUCCUGGGAGACCGAUGACGGCGCGGAUGAACACAUGCAAGACGAAGACGACGAAUAA